UAAAGAAAGGACGACGAAACAGAAUUUUCCGGCCACUCCAAAAGUAGCUUCCGCCACACUCUUCCGUGCUCGCAACUCACUCACUGAGUCAUUCAUAUAUAAAGAAGAAGAAAGAAGAAGCAAAUUAUGAAGUAGCAGAAAAAAGAAAUGGAAGCUGAGCCAUCCAGAAGAAGACUGAGAGCCCCAAACCCUCUCUCCGAUUGCACCAACACCAUUUCCUCCACCACCCUAGCCACUGCCACCUCUUCGCAGUCCUCGUCCGCCUCCACCGUCAAGCUCAAACGCCAGAAUCCCAAGCUCGCCUCCGUCACCGGGAACCUCCUCUCCGCUUUAGACCCUAAGCCCUCCGUAGUUCCGCCUCCGAUUCCCUCCACUCCUCCUCGCCCUCAUCCCGUCUCGUCCUCCGCUUCUGGUACCAGCGAUCGUGAGGCUCUUGAGCCUUGUUCAGUGUAUACUCGAAGACAUACUGCAGUAAAAGGGGAGGGUAAAGGGAAGGAAAACAACGGAUCUUGGAGUUGUCCUACUGCACCAAAGACCCGGAAUGCUGGGAAAAAAACAAAGGCAAGCGGAUGCAACAGUGUGUCCAAGGAAUCCAUGGCUCCUCACCAAAAGAAGCAGCGUGCAGUACCAGCUGGGAAAGAGGAUUGCGAGAAGCAGAGAGCUUUUUUUGAUGAGAUUGAACAAAAGAGAAAAUAUUUCGCAGAGAUUGAUGCAUUUGAACUGUCAGAAGAGGAAGUCGAUUCAGUUGAUUAGAGUAAAUGGAAGAGCUAUAUAGUGCAUCGUAUAGAAAGCAAGGGAGCCAAAACCCAUGGUGUUCUCUAUAUAGUCACAAGAGUGUGCAACCGACUAAUUCUGAUGUAACUACCACCGCUCGCCAAUUUACAUCGCUGUAAGUUCUUGAUAGUUAGAAUUCUUUUAUCUCUGUGUACAGUCAACUCGAGAUGAAGAAGAGAGGAAGGUUAAGCAAGUAAAUGAAAGAAAGUAUGAGAAAGUGUAAAGGUUCCACGAAAGUGACAAUUGGAACCAUCACUCGAGGUCCCUGUCGACCCUUUUUUGUAGCGUCUCUUUAACCUACUAAGUUUUGCAUCCGAUUUGAUUUGAUUUGAUUAUGCAAGUGGAAGCAUAACUGUUAAAUGUGUAGUUUUACAUGCAUGGCUUUGCAUCUUUGCUGUAACAGAUGUAUGGUGGAGAUUGGUUUAUGAUUGAAUGGUUGUAGUUGGAUUAGGAAGAGUUUGUUAGAAGGUUAGAGUUAGUUACUUUGUAGGCUAGUGUAAAUUGUGAAUUUCUCUCAAUUUCUGUAAUCUGUUCAACUAUUAAUACAAGAUUUGAUUUCCUUCUAAACCUU
Molecule: messenger RNA, 1345 nt
Organism: Malus domestica (apple)
Lineage: Eukaryota; Viridiplantae; Streptophyta; Magnoliopsida; Rosales; Rosaceae
Source: RefSeq, a predicted model, not a curated record